AUGGCGGACUCGGAUGGUGAUGAUAUAGGGAUCACCUUCGGGUCGUUCACUGUGGACGAUACCAAGCAGAGCAGCAAUGAUUAUUCACAUCCUACCAUGUCCUGGGCAAGAAUAGCCGCAGGCGGGCCGAGACCAAAGCCGAGGCCCGCGCCGGCGCCCGCCGCAGCCCCUGCCGCAACGACUGGGCUAGCGCAGCACCCAUCGACGACGGUGCCGGUAGCGCAGCCUCCUCCACCAGCUGAGGCUGUUGAUAGCGGUGCUAUACCGGUAGCAGCGGCACCCGGCGACGAGGGCGGACGGGAGUCGAACCGAAUACCACAGGGUGGUCGUGCGGCGACGACGCGAAUACAGGAGCAAGCAGUAGAAGUUGCCGGAGGCGGUAGUGGCAUCGUUUGCGGUGGUGGUGGUGGUGGUGUUGUAGCGGGUGUGUCAUCGCCGGUAGGGGACCCAAUCGGCGGUGUUGCUGCUCCUCCCGAAGGGCCCGCUGCCGCCGCAGCGCGACGGGCGGAGGAACAAGGUUCUCGACAAGAAGACGGCGGUCGUGUGGCCGUCUCCGAAGAAACAACAAUCGCAGCAAUCGGAGACAGCAGUGGCGCGGCCGAGGCCGUCGUAGAUACCGUAGACACGGCCGCCGCGGAGGCUGCCGAAGCCCUGGCGAAGGCAGAAGCGGAGGCUGCCGAGGCUCUGGCGAAGGAGGAAGCGGAGGCGAAAGCAGCCCAAGACGCAGCCGCCCUGGCCGAGAGGGUAUGGGAGUCGCUCCUACAGCUGCUCGGGGAUGAGAACGGCUUGAUCACGGCGGGGGAGGCGGUGGGGCUGGGGGCCGGGGUCCCCGCGGGGGGUUUGGUGCACCGGGGUCUUAUCAACACCGGCAACAGCUGCUUCCGGAACGCGGUGCUUCAGGCACUGCUGGCGUGCGAGCCGUUUGUACAGGUACUGUUCCGGGCGGCCCCGGGGCUACGAGAUUCCGUCCCCGCCAGGGAGGCGUUGCCGACAUGGGCACAGCUAGCGCGAUUCGCGGCCGCGUUCGAACCACCCAAGCCUGGGGCCGCCGCACCCCUCGCCAGCGGUGGCAGCAGUAGUGCCAAGGGGGCUUGGUCUACCGCUGGUGGUAGAAAUAGGGGCGGCGGUGGCGGGCGGUACCAUCGGGCAAGUUCGGCGGCGGCGGAACCUGUGUUGCCGGACGAGGCCAUGUCAAGAGCCUUCGGGGCCUUCCGGGCGGCUAGCCUGGGGGAGCAGGAAGACGCGCAAGAGUUCCUCGCGUUCUUCCUGGACCAGCUGCACGAAGAGAUCGUAGACGCGAAAAAGAACAAUCCGAAGCCCGCUUCCGACGGUGGGAGUGGCGGGGUGUCCGCAGAUUCUAGGACGGGCGGGGGUGGGGGGCAGCAGCAGGGGGAAGGAGAAGAAGACGACGCCUGGCUUGAGGUCGGGAAAGGAGGAGCCAAGGCUGUGGUGAACGCGCCGGAUCCGCGCAAGAAGGUGACGGGACUGUUCUACCGAAUGUUCCGGUCGGAGGUGAAAAAAAACGGCAACCCCCAAUCUUCCGUCACUCUUGAAUUGGAUCUAGACCUGCCAUCAUCAACAUCACCCCAGAACAACAUUUGGACCGAGACGGUUUCAGGAGGAGGAGGAGGAGGAGGGGGCUCCGCGUGGGGAUCAGGGACCGGGGGGUUCGACUCAUCAAACGGCGGAGGAAGAGGAGGAGGAGGAGGAGAAGAAGGAGGCGCUGGUGGUGCCUGGGGCACGGCGGGAAGCCGCGGGCAACGGGGAACCGGGGGGGCCGCAGGCGGGAGGGGGGGCGGGGCUUGGGGCGCGGGGGGAGGUGGGGCGGUGCCGCCGGCCCCGGGAGCGGGAGUCACGGUGUUGGAAUCAGCCCUGUCAGCGUUGUUCGGAGGCGAGGCUGUGGCGGGGGUUAAGGGGAAGAGGAAUUUGGAGGUGAAGGCGUCACGAACGCUUACUCUAGAGCAGGCCCCCAAGGUACUAACGCUGCACCUGAAGCAGUUCUCGUUCCACCCAGAGCUUGGCCCGCGCAAGCUCGCCCGGCGCGUCAGGUAUCCUCUGGAGCUGACGGUGCCAACACUGGUCAUGUCCCCCUCUCUCCGACACGAGGCCUCCAUCAAGGGACCGCUCAAGUACCGCCUAUUCACAGUAGUGUUGCAUCACGGGCGAAGCUUGCACGGGGGUCACUACACCGCCCUCGUGCGAGACCCUCGGGGGGAGUGGAAGCACUACGACGAUCAGCACGUGACGCCGGAGAUGGAAAGCCACGCUCUCAACCCCAUGAGCGGGCACCCGUACCUGCUGCUCUACACCCGCAUGUAG
Ectocarpus siliculosus is the source of this 2319-nucleotide messenger RNA. The record is from the annotation of a GenBank genome assembly. NCBI's taxonomy places the organism in Eukaryota, Phaeophyceae, Ectocarpales, Ectocarpaceae.